AUGGUAGAUAAAGUAGCCAAUAUUGGUUAUGGGUACAAAGCACCUACUUAUCAUGCUAUGAGGGAUAAUUUACUGAUAGAUGCAAAAAAGUCAGCUUCAUUGUUAGUUGACUCAUUUAGAAGUCAACGGGUUGAUAUUGGUUGCACAAUUAUGAGUGAUGGGUGGAGGGAUAUUUCGCAACGACAUUUGAUUAAUUUCUUGGUUAAUUAUCCGAAAGGGAUAUUGUUUCUUAAAUAUGUUGAUGCAUCUGAUAUAGAGAGCAAUGCUACAAAUUUGUGUCAUUUGUUAGCUGAGAUUAUUGAAAUGGUAAGAGAAAAAAAUGUGGUUCAAAUGGUAACUGAUAAUGCUGCUAAUUACAAGCUUGCUGGUACUAAGUUAUGUGAAAGAUAUCCUUCUAUUACUUGGUCUCCAUGUGCAACGCAUUGUCUUAAUCUUGUAUUAAAGGAUCUUUCAGAAAUGGAUAAUGUGAAAAGUUUGGUCAAUCUUUCAUCGAGGGUUACUGUUUUUGUUUAUAAUCAUAAGUGGCCCUUGAAUUGGUUAAGAAAAAGACCUAGUUGGAAAGAAAUCAUUCGUCCAAGUGCUACUCGGUUUGGUAUUGUGUUCAUUGCAUUGCAAAGUUUGUAUGCCCAUAAAGCAGAUUUACAAGCAACUGUCAUAUCUAAUGAGUUUAAGAAGAUGUUGAAUGUGGGAAAUGCAAUUGAAUAUGAAAAACCUAAAAUUAGUUAUGUUUACGAGGGAAUGCGUCAGGCAAGGAGAGGGAUUAAGGAAUUGUUUAAGAAGAAGAAGGAAUUAUACAGGCCUUAUACUAACAUAAUUGAUAGUCGUUGUGAUAGGAUGUUAAGAAAAAGUAUUUAUUGUGCGGCGUAUUGGUUGAAUCCCGUUUUUCAAUAUGAUCAUGCAAAUCUUUGCAGGUUUCGUGAUGCUGAAGGUACCUUUGGUAGAUCUAGUGUCGUUGCUUCACAUGAGUGGUGGAAGUUAUUUGGCGAAGAUAUUCCGGUUUUGCAAAAGUUUGCUAUUAGAAUAUUAAGUCAAACCACAUCUUCUUCCGGCUGCGAAUGUAAUUGGAGUGUAUUUGAAAGGAUUCACACGAAACGGAGGAAUAGGUUGGAACAUCAAAGGCUAAAUGAUCUUGUUGAUAUGAGGUCUUACGAUCCUAUUGACUAUGAAAAUAUUGAUAAGAUAGGAUUUUGGGUGGUUGAAGAAGAGUGGGAAGGAUAA
Molecule: messenger RNA, 1218 nt
Organism: Lactuca sativa (garden lettuce)
Lineage: Eukaryota; Viridiplantae; Streptophyta; Magnoliopsida; Asterales; Asteraceae
Molecular function (GO): protein dimerization activity
Source: RefSeq, a predicted model, not a curated record